AUGGCAGGACUCAAGAAUGCGGCGGUGGCAUCGGUCCUUUUUAACAAAGCGAAGCGCAAGCUUGUCGCCAUUCAAGCCAACGGUGCUAGCCCUGCGAAAAAUGCCGCCAGCCCUGAAAAAGUGACCAAACGUACUACCGCUCGCAAGAAUACUGGCAAAACUAAAGUCAAGGCUGUUGAAGAUCCCUCUGUUGCUGCUUACCCCAUUUCUCCUGGUUCCACCGAGACUGUGACAGCUGAAGAAGCCCCCGCGAAAAAACGCGGGAAACGUGCUGCUACCGCUAAGAAGGUUAAGGCUGAAGAAGUCAAUCCUAAGAUUGAGGACGAACCGAUUGAUCUCAUCAAUGAUUCCAUCAAGCUUGAGGAUGGUGAAGGGUACGACGGGAUGCUUGGCAGCUUUGGAGAAAGUGUUAUUGACGCUACCGUGUAUACCGCUGCUGGGGCACCUCUCAAGAAUGAGCUUCUUGAAUGA
Molecule: messenger RNA, 471 nt
Organism: Uncinocarpus reesii 1704
Lineage: Eukaryota; Fungi; Ascomycota; Eurotiomycetes; Onygenales; Onygenaceae
Exons: 3
Coding region: 1-471 (156 amino acids)
Source: RefSeq, a predicted model, not a curated record